UUUGGAUUGCGGCGAGGCCUUCAGUACGACACCAACCACCCUCCGCGCAUGCAACGAACUAUCUCCGCGAUCCUCGACGUUAUCUAUUUCUAUUUCUCUUCUUCCAUUUCUAUUUUUCUAUCCUUUUCCCGUUUUAUCUAUUUUUCUCUUAUCGUAUCACGUGUACUAUUUCAACAUUCAUAAUUGUCAUCGAGGAUAAUCGUUUGAUAGAAACAAUCCUCUCUUCGGAUAGAGGAUAACGUGUAAGAGCUCUCGUAGUGCGACGCGAACGAGUGUUCUCUAUCUUUUUCUCUGGUUAAUACAACGAAGAAGAACAGUCCUUUCCAAUGGAGCGAACCAACGAGUUCGCUGUCACGUGCUACCACCGACUGGAACCCCGAGCUCUCUCUAGGUAGGCAGGUUCCAGGGAGAAAGAAAGAGAUAGACAGAAAGAGAGAGAGAGAGAAAGAGAGAAGGACGGAGAAAAGUCGUAAAGAAGAAGACAGUUUUAUUGGGGAAGGCCCACGUGAUCCUUGUAAACAGAGGCUGGCUCGUUGUGACGUUUCGUAGCGUACAAAACGGUGAUUACGUGAGAGAAAGGUGAACAAUGAAGAAAAUCAUUUUCAUCUAAAAGGGUUUUGUUUUUUUUUUGUAAAAGGUAAAAGACAAGCUAAAACUAAAAAAAAUCUAACGGUUUGUGCGAAUCGUGAAUGUCGUUUAUAUCGGGACGUGCGAAGAGAUCAGUUUAGUGACGUCGAAGAAGGACGAAGAGAGUCGCGAACGAUGAGCUCGUAUCAGUUCGUCAAUUCGCUCGCGUCAUGUUACGCAGGCCAACAGCCUCAGCAGCAAAGGCCUACGCCGAAUUCACCUGGAGAACCAAUGCAAGCGGCAUCGCCAGCUGGUGCAGAUUAUUACAAUCCGAAUGCUGCGGCGACGAGUUAUCCGACACCAUGUUACUCCCCGCAGCAACAUUAUCCACAACAUCCGUAUGCAACUCCUGCAUCCGGAAUGCAACACACAGCACCAUCCGGCAUGAUAGACUACACGCAACUUCAGCCGCAACCGAGGUUGAAUGCAACAGCCACUUCGGCACAACACAGCAUGCAUCAGCCACCAUCUCAGCAUCAUCCUCAACAGCAUCAUCCCCAGACGCAACAGCAGGCACAGCUUCAUCAGGAUCCAACAACCCCCUUGCUUCAAGCCGCUAACGCGCCUUCCGCGCCUUCAACAUCGAGCUGCAAGUACGCCGACUCGACCUCUUCCACUGGAGUAGCAUCGCCUCAGGAUCUCUCAACUUCCACCUCGAGAAACAGUCCGACGCCCUUGGUCGCACCUUGUACGAGCAAAUCCGCGUCCGGUCUGACCUCGCCACCAGGUACCUCAUCGAGGUCCUCCGUCGCGGCAGCAUCCGCGGCUUCACCUCCAAGUGGAACGCCGAGAAACGUUGCCGAUGGAAAUUCAACACUUACGACAGCAUCCUCAGCUUCUUCCCCAGCAUCCUCAACCUCGAGCACCUCUAGCACUGGGAAUAAUUCGUCGAACAAGGUGAACCCUUCUGGUAGCAAUCCACCCCAGAUUUAUCCUUGGAUGAAAAGGGUUCACAUCGGACAGAGCACGGUGAAUGCAAAUGGCGAAACGAAACGACAAAGGACAUCUUACACGAGGUAUCAAACUUUAGAACUGGAAAAGGAGUUCCAUUUCAACCGCUACCUGACGAGGCGGCGUCGUAUCGAAAUUGCCCAUGCCCUUUGCCUGACGGAACGUCAGAUCAAGAUCUGGUUUCAAAACCGGCGGAUGAAGUGGAAGAAAGAACACAAGAUGGCGAGCAUGAAUAUCGUACCGUACCACAUGUCGCCGUACGGGCACCCUUACCAAUUUGCGCCGCACCCAGGCCAGUUUGCUCACUUGGCCACAUAGGACGAGUUCUCGCCCGCCGAGCUCGGAGCACACGCUGUCCGUUUUCCCGGGAUGUACGGCGAGCAGAACUUCUAAAAGGCUUUUCCUUUCGAUCGGACGCUUCGUUUCCAGUAGGAUUCGCGAGCUCGACAUUUUCGUCUAAUCGCUAUUAACUUGUCAUGAAAUAAUCUCUUUUCUGUCUUAUCAAAUCUACCGAAUUUUCUUCUUUGAAAUAUUUCCAUUUUGAUAAAAGACAGAAAAUUCGUAGGGCAUGUUUGUUCCAUUAAAGCGAUUACACUAUGUCACAAAAGCAACUAUUCGAAAUUGAAGGGAAGCCAAAAUUUUCUGCGAAUUUAGUGCCGUGCGCCCGAUUUAAGACUGGACGCGCUCCGAGGGACUCUCACGUAUAGUCAUGUAUAUAAAAAUAUACAUACAUUCAUAUAUACGUAGGUAAAAAAAACGCAUGGGGAAAAUUUCUAAAUGAUCUUGCGUACCUUAUGAGAGCCCACCUCAGCGGGUGAGAUAAUCGAAACUCUAGUUUAAGGGUAGACAUUAAUGAUUUAACAACAACAACAAUAAUAAUAACAACAACAACAACAAAGAAAAUAAUGGAAAAAAAAUGCAUAAGAAAAGAAAUCUCGAUUUUAGAAGUGAAACUUAAUUAUCUUCGUCCUAUUGUCUGGCUGCACACUGUUUCACGUGAUCCGUAAAUAAACACGAAUUGUAUUUGUAAAUGGAUUAAUAAUCGAUAAUUGAUAAAAACGGAUGAAUAAUCGAACAUGUAUUAUUAUUCUUUUUUUUUUCUUCUCUCUCGGAUCGUCCUGUACUUACUUAUUUACUUUUUCUCCGCCUCGCUACUUAUUCUCGAAAUUAUCUAUCGAAUGUGUGUCCAUUCGACGAUGAAUUCGACGCGAUGGUAGGAGGAAACAGUUUCUAUCUGCACGUUGAAGUCACUAUUCCUAGUAUGUAAGGUGCCUAUAAAUACUCGAAACCUUCUUCGCCAAUUAUUAUUUUCCGGUCUAAACGCGACAUUUUUGAAUAUCGCUAAGCAUCUCGAUUUAACAUUUUAUUAAACGAAAUUU
Messenger RNA from Polistes canadensis, 2957 nucleotides. RefSeq names its product homeotic protein Sex combs reduced (gene Scr). Gene Ontology annotation, cellular component: nucleus. Lineage: Eukaryota; Metazoa; Arthropoda; Insecta; Hymenoptera; Vespidae. The transcript has 2 exons. The record is from RefSeq and is a predicted model, not a curated record. The coding region runs from base 763 to 1896 and encodes 377 amino acids. Gene Ontology annotation, molecular function: RNA polymerase II cis-regulatory region sequence-specific DNA binding; DNA-binding transcription factor activity, RNA polymerase II-specific. Gene Ontology annotation, biological process: regulation of transcription by RNA polymerase II; anterior/posterior pattern specification.